Molecule: messenger RNA, 1989 nt
Organism: Prosopis cineraria
Lineage: Eukaryota; Viridiplantae; Streptophyta; Magnoliopsida; Fabales; Fabaceae
Exons: 10
Coding region: 114-1736 (540 amino acids)
Cellular component (GO): plasma membrane; plastoglobule
Source: RefSeq, a predicted model, not a curated record
UGCCACAAAUUAGUGAUUGCUUAUUUGGCCAACCAAAAAAGAAAAACGGUGAUUGCUCGGUCCUCCCAUACAAAGCAGUGACUUGGUUCAUUGAGCCGGGAGAGACCAAAGAGAUGUCAAGGGGGACAAUGGCGGUUUCGGGGUUGAGAGUGGGCCGUUUUCCGUUAUUGUUGCAUCAUCAUCACUUAUCAUCAACCUUCAGGAAGCUUAACGUCCCCUCAAAGGCAAAGGGGUUCACUCUAUAUUCUCGCUAUGCACAAGCUCAGGAUCUGUUCUCGUCUCGUCGUUUACAAGAGAGUAUUGAAAACCUGCCGAAACUGGUGGAAGACAUUGUCCAGACAUCUAUCAAUACCGGUCCUCGUGGUGUGGUUAGGCUGGCUCAAGGUGUUCAAGCAUUUAUUGGGGUCGGUCAAGAGUGGUUAACAGAUGCAUCAAAGUCAACAAAUUCAUCUGCUGGGUUACCAACUGAACUGCAGCUUGGUUUACUUUCCCCAUUCUAUUUGAGGAGACUGUUUGAACGUAUGGGGGCAACCUACAUUAAAUUAGGUCAGUUCAUAGCAUCAGCACCCACACUGUUUCCUCCUGAGUAUGUACAGGAAUUUCAGAAUUGCUUUGACAGAACUCCUCCUGUUCCUUUUGAGGAGAUACAAUCAAUAUUGCGUGAGGAACUGGGAAGACCAAUUGAUAGUGUUUAUGAUUAUGUUGAUCCAACACCCCUUGCUUCUGCCUCCGUAGCACAGGUUCAUGGUGCAAGGCUAAAGGGCUCCCUGGAGGAUGUGGUUAUAAAGGUCUUAAAACCUGGAAUAGAGGACAUAUUAGUGGCAGAUCUUAAUUUUGUUUAUGUAGUUGCUCGGAUAUUGGAGUUCUUGAAUCCUGAACUAAGCCGGACAUCACUGGUUGGUAUUGUCAAAGACAUACGGGAGUCUAUGCUUGAAGAGGUUGACUUUUACAAGGAGGCUGAAAAUGUUGAAGCUUUCAGGAGAUACUUGGAAGCUAUGGCACUCACUGGCCAGGCAACAGCUCCAAAAGUGUAUCGAAACUGCAGUACUCGGCGAGUUUUAACUAUGCAGAGACUUUAUGGAGUUCCACUGACUGACCUUGACUCCAUAAGUUCACUAGUUUCAAAUCCAGAAGCCAGCCUCAUAACUGCUCUUAAUGUUUGGUUUGGAAGUUUGCUUGCAUGUGAGUCCUUCCAUGCAGAUGUUCAUGCAGGCAAUCUGUGGCUUCUUCGUGAUGGCCGUAUCGGGUUUCUUGACUUUGGAAUUGUUGGGCGUAUAUCUCCCAAAACAUGGGCUGCUAUGGAAGUAUUCUUGGGAUCCAUUGCCAUUGAAGAUUAUGACUCAAUGGCGUCUGCGUUGAUUGAAAUGGGUGCUACAAACAAAGAUAUUAAUGCUAGAGCCUUUGCCAGAGAUUUGGAAAAAGUGUUCUCAACAAUUAAGGAUUUGGACACUGAAAUAGUUGUGGCAACUAGAAGUGGAUCAAGUACAACUGCAACUGCUGUCUCUGCUAAUAUUGUAGUCGAUGAGAGGCAGAUGAAUGCUCUCUUCCUUGAUGUGGUUCAGGUAAGUGAAUCGUAUGGACUUAAGUUCCCUCGCGAAUUUGCACUGCUCCUGAAGCAGCUCUUGUAUUUUGAUCGGUAUACACGGUUGUUGGCUCCCAAUUUGAAUAUGCUUCAGGAUCAGAGGAUUAGAAUCGCCUCCAAUAGAAGAAGCAAAUAUAGAGAUAGUUUCGAAUGAUAUUAUACGAGAAACUCUAUGUACCCCUUAUCAGGCGGAAAGCUUUGACCGUAUUGUUACUAUUGUACAUAAGCAAAGUGUCUUAGUUGGUAGUUAACUACUUGAUUGGAACACUAGAAAAAUCUGGAAAUUCAACACUAGCUUAACUCUUACUCAUUGGAUGAUACCGAGUUGGGUUACAAGUUGGAACUGCUCCCUGCAAAAGUUAUGAUUAGGGAAAGAAAAAAAAAAUGAUAUUAUAAACUUUGUCUUA